AUGAAGAGACCGCUUGAACUUGCGAGCGUUGACGAUGAGAACGAAAACGAGAACGAUAUUAAUAAUGAUGACGAUAACGACGACGGCAACAACAACGCAGGCGUUGUUGUCGCCCCUUCUGAGCCACGGAAAAGACAACAUGUCUAUGAUUCUAGUGAAUUCAUUGACCUACCGGAAGACAUCAUCAACCAAGUGCUCCUGAAGUUAACCAAAACUGACAUUUUGCACUUAUCCAUGACCGAUUCCCGACAUCGGCAACAGUUUAAGCCGCGCAUUUUUAACAAGAUCCGGGCAUCUUGGUGGAAACUCAUUGAAGAUAUCGAGCUAGACGAUUCAUUCCUACAUCACAACAGGCGCUAUAUCUAUGAAUUACACGUCGUGGAUGCUUAUCCCAACGGCGAGUGGAACAUUGAUUUGUUUGAAGAUGUGUUGCUGUACUUGCCCCAUCUUUGCUGUCUCAAGAUCAACUCGGUCAACUCGUCGCUGUGGUUGAAAUAUAGAUCGAAUGAUUGCAUUCAAAAACUAACGCUAUACGGCGACUCCACCAACAGAGAAUCGGAAUUGAAACUUCACCCGCAAACUAAUCGGCGCCACUCGCAUCCUCCACUGAAAAAUAUCAAGAAGCUUUUUAGCAUGGAGGAUAUUUCCAAUUUCAAAAUGUUGAAAAUUUUGAAAUUGAGUGAUUACGAAUUCAAUUGUCGUUUCGACAAUGCCACUUUCCCCGUCAUCAUGCUUGAAACACUCGAUCUCACCGAUUGCACUUGGAAUUACCCGUUUUCGUUAUCGCAUUUUAAUUACAACCAAUCGGUCAAGCACUUGAGAUUGAGAUUUUCACCUAGCAAUUCCUUUCUUUUGUCGGAGAGGUAUCACCAGUUCUUAGCGUUCCGUGACAAAGGUCUCGCAAGCUUAACCUCGUUGACGAUUCAGUUCUUGACCAGCGUUGAGCCGCGCGAGAUUACACGAGAGCUGUUUGAUGACAUCUUUCGCAUCUCCGAGCUCCAAGAGCCGAUAAUGAUGCUGCUUUUGCACUCGGACAAUUUCCCCAAUUUGCACUCGAUAAAAUUCAGCAAUUGGAGGCUCGCGAUGGGAGGCAAUAGCAGGGACCUAUCGUGGCUUGAAAAUUGUCUCAAGGAUAGCCGGCAUUUAAAAGUGUUUGAGUUUAAAGUUUACGGAAGCAUGCGUUUCUUUUACACCAUUGUUGAUCCGCAAUAUUUCCAAAACAGAUGCCGGCUUUCCAACCCUGAUAAGAAGAUUGUCAUCAAAUUUGUUGCUCCAUGA
Molecule: messenger RNA, 1278 nt
Organism: Lodderomyces beijingensis
Lineage: Eukaryota; Fungi; Ascomycota; Pichiomycetes; Serinales; Debaryomycetaceae
Source: the annotation of a GenBank genome assembly